Molecule: messenger RNA, 426 nt
Organism: Trichoderma gamsii
Lineage: Eukaryota; Fungi; Ascomycota; Sordariomycetes; Hypocreales; Hypocreaceae
Exons: 1
Coding region: 1-426 (141 amino acids)
Source: RefSeq, a predicted model, not a curated record
AUGGCUAUCGAAACAUUCAAGUUCCUCACACCCGAGCAGAUUGAGCACUUCAUGACCUACGGCUGGGUAUCCAUCCCUUCAGCCUUCACCAGAGAACAAGCCCAAGCAUGGACAAAAGAUCUCUGGGCUCGCCUGGGCUACGAUGAAAACGACCCCUUAACCUGGGUCCUAGAGAAGGUCAACAUGCCUGUGCUCAACACCAUCGACGUUCGCGACUUCGCCCCCAAAGCAUGGGGCGCCAUCUACAAACUUUCCGGCGGCGAAGAGCGCGUCGCCGAAAUCUCCCGUCUCUGGGGCGACAACUUUAUCGUCAACUGUGGCAGCGCCAAGCUCAAAGGAAGAAUUGUCGGUCCUCGAGAUCUUGACAACUGGCACGUCAACGGGGACAGUUUCAUUCAUCUAGAUUCGCCCAACCAAGGCUUAUGA